Molecule: messenger RNA, 821 nt
Organism: Halteromyces radiatus
Lineage: Eukaryota; Fungi; Mucoromycota; Mucoromycetes; Mucorales; Cunninghamellaceae
Product: vacuolar sorting protein 39 domain 2-domain-containing protein
Exons: 4
Coding region: 55-681 (208 amino acids)
Biological process (GO): vesicle-mediated transport; autophagy; endosomal vesicle fusion
Cellular component (GO): cytoplasm; fungal-type vacuole membrane
Source: RefSeq, a predicted model, not a curated record
UUUUUUUUUUUUUCUAAUAUACUUAUUUGGUAGUUUAGAUUAUAUUUCAAAUAGAUGAAUCCUCAGCGAACGUCAUCUUUACCCCAACAAAAGGAUGAAGAACUAUCUCUGUCGUCUUUACAACUGGAAGAAGAGGAAGUAUUAGAUCCAGAACAACUCGCCGAACGAAGACAGCUCUUUUUUAUGUUAUUACGAACCUAUUUGGCAAUUGAAGACAAGCAAUUGAUGCUAACAAGAACUUUACACUUAUUAAACACACAAGGAUAUUAUUUGGAUGCUAUCGAAGUAUUGAGUAUUAUUCCGGAUGACUGGCCGUUGGAACGACUAGAUAACUUUUUGAUACAUUCUUUACGGCGAUCGCUACACGAUUAUCGAGAGGGCCAAGUAGUACUUGGGAUGAGUCGUGGCGAAAAUCUCAUGGUAGCCAGUGAAUUAUAUGAUAUCUUUCAACGUGUGGGACCGACCAAGGUAGAUUCUACAACCAUAUGCACGCAUUGUCAUUAUUCUAUUGGUGAUGCUAUUGAUUCUAUUGUAUGUGAUCAAGAUAAUCAAAUCUUCCAUCUGAAUUGUGCAAGAAAACGAAAUAUAUGGCAUUUGGACAAUGAUGUGAGUAGAGACGAGCAAGCAACUAAACCAAAAGCAAAUGGAACCCAACGAUACGAGAACACCAAUAUAGUGUAGUUUUCUCUAUUUUUAUUCUUAUUUUUAUCCAUUUAUUCUAUUCCCUUGUAUAUUAUAUUCCUUUUUAUCGAUGAUGAUGAUGAUGCUAAUAGAUCACUGUAUUAUUAUAAUAAAAUUCAUUAGAACAAUUUAUAAUCAUA